AUGAUGAUCCCGGCAGAUGACGACUGAGCGCGCGGAUCAGAUCGGCAGACACCACCGUACCAACCAACCUGUCUCUUCUUGAAACGGUGGCCAGCGGCAGGGUGGUUGUUCCGUUCCGGCAACCGCAGCGGAUCCCCCAUAUCCUGAGACUGAGUCCUGACGGACGCCCACGUCGCACCUCGUCUCCCUGUCUAUACAGCCCGGGCCGCGUUCAUACGGCACGUGUUGCGCCUCCUCCACACGCUUCCCGUCGGUCUCCCUCCCACCGCUUCCAUCGUCUUCCUCCUCCCCCUCCUCCUCGAUCUCUCUGCUAGCGACAUCUCUAGCUGCGCAUGCAUGCGCUCUCUCUGUGACAUUCAUUCCUCCCUGCGUAUUGCUGCCGUCUGAUUCUUCUCCAAGCUCUGAUAUACUGUAUUCGAGGAGGGGUUACGGCCGGAUUAUUAGCUGCAGCCUGCAGAAGAUGAUGGACGUGGUCUACCAUGAGGAGUACGUGAGGAACCCGAGGGGCGUGCAGCUCUUCACCUGCGGCUGGCUGCCGCCGGCGUCCUCCUCCCCACCCAAAGCGCUCGUCUUCCUCUGCCAUGGCUACGGGAUGGAGUGCAGCGACUUCAUGAGAGCAUGUGGGAUCAAGUUGGCCACAGCAGGGUAUGGUGUGUUUGGCAUCGAUUAUGAGGGCCACGGCAAGUCCAUGGGCGCCAGGUGCUACAUCCAGAAGUUUGAAAACCUCGUGGCUGACUGCGACAGGUUCUUCAAGUCCAUCUGUGAUAUGGAGGAAUACAGAAAUAAAAGCCGGUUUCUGUACGGCGAGUCGAUGGGGGGAGCCGUGGCUCUACUACUGCACAGGAAGGAUCCGACCUUCUGGGAUGGUGCAGUUCUUGUGGCGCCAAUGUGCAAGAUUUCAGAGAAAGUGAAACCGCACCCGGUGGUGGUCACCCUCCUGACUCAAGUGGAGGAGAUCAUCCCAAAGUGGAAGAUCGUCCCCACCAAAGACGUCAUCGACUCGGCAUUCAAGGACCCCGUCAAGCGCGAAAAGAUCAGGAAGAACAAGCUCAUCUACCAGGACAAGCCCCGGCUGAAGACAGCUCUGGAGCUGCUCAGGACCAGCAUGGAUGUGGAAGAUAGCCUGUCAGAGGUGACGAUGCCAUUCUUCAUCCUGCACGGCGAGGCCGACACGGUGACCGACCCGGAGGUCAGCCGCGCCCUCUACGAGCGCGCCGCCAGCACCGACAAGACCAUCAAGCUGUACCCUGGGAUGUGGCACGGCCUCACCGCCGGCGAGCCUGACGAGAACGUGGAGCUGGUGUUCUCCGACAUCGUCUCGUGGCUCGACAAGCGCAGUCGCCACUGGGAGCAAGACGAGCGGGCAAGGACUCCACCGGAGCCUGAGAACAAGCACCGCCAGGCGGCGACCACCAAAAUCACACGCGUUACCAGCAGCAGUGGCGGCACCGAGAGUCAGCGGCGCGGCAGCUGCCUCUGCGGACUAGGCGGUCGACCACACCAGCAACAGUGUAGGAUGUAGUAGACAUGGAAAACACUUGUUCUUUAUUCAGUUGUUGAUAAAGAACUGUACAUUGGCAUAAGAAACAAGCCUGACACUGACAGUGAAUGAAAUAAAAAGAUGUCAUCUUGUUUCAUCUUCA
Molecule: messenger RNA, 1643 nt
Organism: Sorghum bicolor (sorghum)
Lineage: Eukaryota; Viridiplantae; Streptophyta; Magnoliopsida; Poales; Poaceae
Product: caffeoylshikimate esterase
Exons: 8
Coding region: 461-1522 (353 amino acids)
Cellular component (GO): membrane
Molecular function (GO): lipase activity
Source: RefSeq, a predicted model, not a curated record